AUGGGUGUUCAGAAGAGAACGCGCAAGUUUGCGCAAACCAAGCGCAUCGUUGGUCAACGGGAUGCUCGACUUAAGAAGAACCAAAUGGCUGGAGAGAUAGAAGCAAAGAAGAAAGAGGAAGAAAGCAAGGCAAAGCGAGAAAUCCCACAAGUCUCGUCCGCCCUCUUCUUCCAAGCCAACACCGCCCUUGGUCCGCCGUACUCCGUUCUCGUAGACACCAACUUCCUCUCCCACACUGUGCAUGCCAAGCUCGAGCUCGACAAGGCCCUCAUGGACCUCCUCUACGCAAAAGCCACCCCUAUCAUCACGACCUGCGUCAUGGCCGAACUCGAGAAACUCGGUCCCAAAUACCGUAUUGCGCUCAGGAUCGCUCGCGACGAAAGAUGGCAGCGCCUCAAGUGCGAGCACAAGGGCACUUAUGCUGAUGACUGUAUUGUGGACAGGGUUCAGAAACACAGAAUCUAUCUGGUUGCGACAAACGACAGGGAUCUCAAGAGGCGCAUAAGGAAGAUUCCUGGUGUGCCGAUUGUUAGCGUGGCAAAGGGCAAAUACGUUAUUGAGAGGUUGCCAGACGUGCCCGAUAGUCAUUAA
Molecule: messenger RNA, 591 nt
Organism: Alternaria atra
Lineage: Eukaryota; Fungi; Ascomycota; Dothideomycetes; Pleosporales; Pleosporaceae
Exons: 4
Coding region: 1-591 (196 amino acids)
Cellular component (GO): nucleolus; small-subunit processome
Source: RefSeq, a predicted model, not a curated record